Molecule: messenger RNA, 1531 nt
Organism: Amaranthus tricolor (Joseph's coat)
Lineage: Eukaryota; Viridiplantae; Streptophyta; Magnoliopsida; Caryophyllales; Amaranthaceae
Product: OVARIAN TUMOR DOMAIN-containing deubiquitinating enzyme 1
Exons: 8
Coding region: 254-1156 (300 amino acids)
Biological process (GO): protein K48-linked deubiquitination
Cellular component (GO): nucleus
Molecular function (GO): cysteine-type deubiquitinase activity; ubiquitin binding
Source: RefSeq, a predicted model, not a curated record
ACACAAUUGUAAUUUAUAUAUAUAUUUUUUUACCCAAAAUUGAUUUUAAACUGACGAGCUUUACAUGUGCACGUCAAGUGUUGUGAUGGUGAACGAAGUUGUACCAUCGAGUCGUGGAGGGAUAGAUAUUUAACACUGCAAUUUCAUUUCAUGUUCCACAACUAUUGGUGCUUCACUUCAGAAAUAUAAGUUCUACUAUUGGUGCUUCAACACUCUGUACAAUCCAAUUGCUAGAAUUUUUAGGGUUUCAAUAAUGGAGAAACAGGAAGAACAGGAAGAAGUUAAUUCACAUCCGUCGAGCUCCAAUCCAACUGCUAAUGUUGUGGAAAAUUGGGGGAAUUAUAGGGACGAUGGCAUCACAUGCCAACAUUCUGCUCUUCUUGCAGAACUUGCCGACAUAUCUCCUUUUGUUGCAGACAAGGAGCCUCUCUCUGCUUUAGCUGCAGAAUACCAAUCAGGGAGUUCUAUCUUGCUUGACAAGAUAAAGCUUCUUGAAGAAAAAUACUCUGCAAUAAGGCGAACUCGAGGCGAUGGAAAUUGUUUUUUCAGAAGUUUUAUGUUCUCAUAUUUGGAGCAUAUCCUAGAAACUAAAGAUGAGGUUGAGGUAGAUCGUAUCAAGGCUAAUGUUGAAGAAUGUCGGAAGACACUCCAGAAUCUUGGCUAUGCAGAUUUCACAUUUGAAGAUUUUUUUGCGUUAUUUCUUGAGCAGCUGGAAAGCGUUGUUCAAGGGACGGAUGCUUCAAUUAGUCAUGACGAGCUUGUCAAGAGGUGCCAGGAUCAAUCCAUAUCUGAUUAUGUUGUAAUGUUUUUUAGAUUUGUCACUUCUGGGGAGAUACGAAAGCGUUCAGAGUUCUUUGAACCGUUCAUACUGGGAUUGACAAAUGCCACGGUGGAUAAGUUUUGCAAAACAUCGGUGGAGCCAAUGGGUGAAGAAAGUGAUCACGUCCACAUUAUUGCUUUAUCAGAUGCAUUAGGUGUGCCAGUUCGGGUUGUAUACCUGGACCGUAGCUCUUGUGAAAACGGUAGUGUUAACGUCAAUCAUCAUGAUUUCGUACCUUCUGCCCUGUCAAGUGUUGGUGGUGAUGGCUCGGAGAUCAACCCAUACAUAACCCUGCUUUAUCGUCCAGGCCACUACGACAUUCUUUACCCUAUGUAAUGCUGCAUUGCAUUUCUGUAAAUGCUGAUAAGAAGGGUGAUUAUCCGUGACAAGGAAUAGUUGCAGACGCAAUUCAGCAGGUGGGAGCUUUCAGUUAAGCAUUUUCUCAUUUUAAGUAAAGUUCAUUGUUCAAACAAAAGCCUCGAUGUUGCAUCUGAGGAAUUGUUGCGACUGUUCAAAAACAAUUUAUAGUUCCAGUCAUUUGCUUCACUUUAAAAAAUAUUGUACCCUCGUGAAAUAGAUCGAGAUUUUCCUCUACAUAAGGUGGUGACGAUUACCUAGGGAAGGCGGAUUUUGUAUAAAUGUCAUUUCCGAAUCCGAAUGGCAAUUGCUUUGUUCAUACCUAGUUGAAUGCUCCCUCAAUUGCUUUUUUCA